AUGUGGCCGUCUGCACGUGCUUAUAAUAAUGCCGAUAUAAGACAGUGUUAUUUUUUGUUAAUGAAAAAGGCUAUAUUAAAAGAUCCAGCCAGCAGUGCAAUUUAUUUAUAUCCCACUAAAGCACUCGCGCAGGAUCAGCUUAGAUCUUUAAGAAACUUUUUGCGCGGCGGAACGGAAGCUUUGUUGCAUGUUAAGUGCUUUACAUAUGACGGGGACGUUCCCCAAGAGUCACGUGGUCCUAUUCAGAGGGAUGCCCACGUGGUGUUAACUAAUCCUGAUAUGCUUCACUUCUCCAUGCUACCCGGCCACGUAAAAUGGGAGAGAUUUUUCCGGACCCUCAAGCACGUGGUGAUAGAUGAGGCCCACACCUACAGAGGCGUGUUUGGCUCGCACAUGGCCAUGAUACUUCGACGCCUGGUUCGCUUGUGCUGCCACUACGGCGGCAGUCAGCCGCAGUUUAUCGUGUGCUCAGCCACCAUCGCGAAUCCAGUAGAGCACUUCAUGCAGCUGAUUCAUUGCACCCAUCCACCGACAUUAAUUCAAGAAGACACCUCCCCUUCUGGAGCCAAGUACUAUAUGUUUUGGAGGUCAGGCCCUACGAAACGUUCAGAAUUGAGAGAAUCCGGGGAUAUAGCAGAGAUCUCUGUAAGCAGGCCGGCCGAGCUGGAUGCUGCCUUGUUACUUAUUGAAUGCGUUUCUCAAAACCAUAGAACAAUGGUAUUCUGCAAGUCACGUAGCGCCUGUGAGCUUGUUUACAGCUACGCUCAGAAAAUUAUACUCUGCGGUCUUGACCUUUAUCUCUCUAAAAACGGGGGGGCGUGCAUUGUCAGAACUGGCCCUUUUCCUCACUUGGCCAGCUGUAUCUCCUCGUACCGCGGGGGUUAUCCGGCGGCAGUUCGACGAAAUAUUGAAAGCACAUUAUUCGAUGGCUCUCUUCUCGGCGUAGUUUGCACCAAUGCUCUCGAGCUUGGCAUCGACUUGGGCUUCCUAGACGUUACUAUUCAGCUUGGUUAUCCUGGUAGCAAAGCUAGUUUCCUCCAGCAGGCAGGUCGAGCUGGUAGAAAUGGCCAUCCGUCCUUGGCAAUCUUCAUAGCUAAACUGCCGAGCCCCAUUGAUAAUUAUAUCGCCCAAAAACCGGCUAUAUUAUUUAAGCCACCAGUGGAAAGAGCAGUCGUCAAUCCUUUCAAUAAACAUAUUUUAUGGCAGCACUUGCUUUGCGCUGCACAUGAACUAUCCCUCCAUGGUGCAUUAGACCAAGACUUAUUCGGCAUUCAGUACUUCGAAAAGACUAUACAGCUUUUGCGUGAUGGGAUUGGGCCGAAUGGCGUCCAACUAAGCUGCGGUCCUCUGGUCUACCAUAGGGCCGAUUGCUAUACCCCCACAUUUGCCCGCCCUUCACCCUGGAAAGAUGUAAACAUUCGUUGUAUUACAGAAGAUACCUGCGAGGUCUUACUGGAAGGAACCGACGAGACCACUUGCAUUGAUAGUUUGGAGCUCACUAAUGCGUUAUACAGCCUCCACCCAGGCGCCGUCUACUUGCACCGCGGCACACAAUAUUUGGUUUCUCAUCUUGACUGGGACAACCGGAAGGCGCAUGUAGAGAGGCAAAGUGUUUCCUACUGCACUAGGCCAGUUGACCGUUCGGAGAUUGUGAUGCUUAGCAAGAUUGAGGAAGGAUACAUCAACCCCCUCCAUGGCGCACACCAAAAGCUUCUAGUAAACGUCAAUAUCCGUACUACCAUCACACACUACCAGAAGUUAACGCCUCAAUGCUCUUACGUGGUGCUAGAGACUAUUCCUCUCCACCUACCAACUGUCGAGUACAACACGUGUGCAAUCUGGCUUGAGUUGCCCGGAGAGAUCAUCUCUGCACUGGCCCGCGGAGCUUUUGAUAAUUGGAGAGCGGCGGCCCAUACUACAGCACAUGCUCUCUGUCUCAUGACCGCUUUGUAUCUCAUGUGCGACUCUACCGACGUCUCCACUCUUUGUCCUGCACCCGACGAGUCAGCCAACGAGCCAACCAAUAACUUGCCUCCGGCCGUCCUUCUCUACGACGGUAGGGCAGGCAGCGCAGGCCUUUGCAAGGAGGCCUUCCCUCGCGUCUAUGAACUUCUCGAGGAAGCUUACGACUUUAUAAGCAAAUGUCCCUGCGAAGCGGGAUGCAUAGAGUGCUUUAGAAAUGACCACUGCAGGCGGCGUACAGAGCACGAUAAGCGAGCGCAAUGUUUUUAA
Zophobas morio is the source of this 2232-nucleotide messenger RNA. RefSeq lists its product as uncharacterized. The coding region runs from base 1 to 2232 and encodes 743 amino acids. Lineage: Eukaryota; Metazoa; Arthropoda; Insecta; Coleoptera; Tenebrionidae. Gene Ontology annotation, molecular function: nucleic acid binding; ATP binding. The record is from RefSeq and is a predicted model, not a curated record. The transcript is spliced from 21 exons.